CUUUUAAUCUCGACCCACUUUUGCAAUGGCUUCAUAAUGUAUUAGCCAUUAAUUGAUAUCAAUUUAUUAAGUAUUCACGAGUCAACUCAAGCAUAACUUGAAUAUUCGAGACAUACCUGAGGUUCGAAUCUCUCUCUCUUCUCUCUCAAAAGGAAAUGAAAAGAGAAGGGAUUGAUUUAUUCAAUUGGGACCCCCAAGAACAGAGAGAUGCAGUGCUGAAGCAAGACAAAGGCUAUACCAUUUCCUUUCACUGUAGCAAUUUUGUCAACACUUCACCACCAUCACUUCAAUUCUCUGAACCCUUUUUUCCCAUUUCAACACUCCAAUCUUUCUCUCAUUCUCUCACUCAAAAUAUGGCUUUAAACAAUUCCCUCUUUCUCAUUCUCCCUCUCAUAUUCUCCCUCUCUGUCUUUCUCCCCACAUCAGUUUUGGGAAUCACAGGGAAUGAAGAUUCAAAGCAGAAGGAAUUGGCUAUUGGGUCAAGGCCACCAAAGUGCUUCAACAAGUGCUUAAAUUGCAAGCCAUGUGUAGCUGCUUUGGUCAUUUCUCAGCGCCUCAAAGGUUAUGAUAAUAACAACGGUGGUGUUGUUUCUAAUAUGGAGGCGGCUCAAGUUCCCAAAGAUGAUGCCUAUUAUCUUCUCUCAUGGAAAUGCAAGUGUAAAGAUAAGUACUUUCAACCUUGAAAAACAUAAAAACACUUCCAUUUUUCAUUGUUUCACCCAAAUUUUUAUGUAUGCCUAUGUAUCAUAAUAUAGUGAUUGUUGAGAGGGAGUUUUU
This is a messenger RNA of Cucurbita maxima (winter squash), 777 nucleotides long. RefSeq names its product EPIDERMAL PATTERNING FACTOR-like protein 1. The coding region runs from base 156 to 683 and encodes 175 amino acids. NCBI's taxonomy places the organism in Eukaryota, Viridiplantae, Streptophyta, Magnoliopsida, Cucurbitales, Cucurbitaceae. The transcript has 2 exons. Gene Ontology annotation, biological process: guard cell differentiation; stomatal complex development. The record is from RefSeq and is a predicted model, not a curated record.